This is a messenger RNA of Amphiprion ocellaris (clown anemonefish), 1424 nucleotides long. RefSeq lists its product as uncharacterized. The record is from RefSeq and is a predicted model, not a curated record. The coding region runs from base 153 to 1382 and encodes 409 amino acids. Lineage: Eukaryota; Metazoa; Chordata; Actinopteri; Pomacentridae. The transcript has 4 exons.
CAGGUUCCCUUAACUGCAACCAAGUUUCCUUCACUUGUCCUUUCUUUGUGUCUUCUCCAUCCAAACUAAGACAUGAGGACAGAUCCAAGGAAAAGAUGCAACUUCACCUGAAGCUGUCAGUCGAAUUUUAGCGCUUUGUGACAGAUCCAGCCAUGAUCCUGACGGGCCGCAGCUUGUGUCUUCCCUCUCCUGUCACCGUCCAGGAGCUUUUCUCUGCGGCUCGAGAUGCCAGCAUCAUCCCCGACAUCUCCUUGGAUCCCGUCCUCACCACCUUCCUGUCGCUGGACUCCUCUGCGGCGCUGCAGCAUCAGUACGACUUCUUGCAGCGGAGCAUGAGCCGGGAGCAGCAGGCGGCGUUCGGCCUCAACCUGACUGCAGAGCUGGGGGGCAGCAGGGUCACAUACGGAGGAGUCGGGGUCAUUGCUCUGGCUCUGUCUCUGCUUUUUGACCAGGUUGCCCAACAAAUCCGAGCACAAGACUCAGCAGACGGUCAUCCAUCAGCUCACAGAUCCCAGCCUGCUAUGAUUUUUGGCAUCAGCACUUCUUCCAGAAUCGGAUCGAUUAUCCACAGCUACCUCGGCCUCGUCCCUGGAAUCGCCAACAGCCAGGAGAAGAUGGGUGAGACGACGGAGCUCUUCGACAGCUUGCUGAAGCUGGAGCUGCUCGACCAUUACGAGAGGAUGACCACCAAGAAGAGGAUGAGUUCAGUGUCCAUGCAGCAGUGGCUGACUGGAGCUGCGUUUCAUCUGCACCUGAGGAUCCACCAGGUUCGUCUUAACUCUGUACCCUCAGGAUCAGCCGAGUCACUGCGUUUGUCCUACAAGUCGGGGUUGGGUCUCCUGGUUCAGGGCUACACAGCUUAUCUACGCAGAAACAUCCAGGAGACUGAAGCUCCAGGACCACAAAAACCCAGAACCAGAGCAGGCGACAGGCCGAGACAAACAUCUAGUAUGACCAACGUAACCUGCUCCAGUAUCUCUGCCGAUAAGUUUAAUGACUCCGCCUCGCUCAACUCAACCGCAGGAUUCAGUGGAAGCUGUAAAACAAACAGAUCCAAUAAGGACUUUGGACUCAGUGUGGUGAAAGGAAGCAAUGACACCAGUGAAGAUGUGAUCAACAGAAACACAGCGAACACAUCUAGUGGAUAUAAAGGGGAGGAGGAGGCCAGCCAGCUCGGUCUGUUAGUCAUCGAGCCUCUGAGGAACGUGAGUCACAACAUCCAGCAUCAUCCCUGUGAGUCACCGGCCAUCCAGCAAGCUUUAGUGACUCGUAUUAUAAACACUCUGGACCUGGAGCAGAACAGAGACUUUUUCCUUUACUCUAGUACAGUCUUUUACAGCCUGGUCAGACAGAAGAAUGACUUUGAGCUGAAGACCAAUUAGACUGAUGUGCAAUCCAAAUAAUAAAACAUUGUGCUACCUUCA